GGCCCGCCCCUCGAGGAGGGGCGCGGGGGAGGAAAACGCGAACGCGGAUUGGGUCGCUGGGGCACCCGUAGUUGGGAGCGGCGGAACGCGGGCCCCGGGGACGGAGGGAGGCGUCCGCGCGCCGAGGCUCCGGUGGGCCUCGUGGUGAGCUGGGGCCCAGUUCUCCCCGCGCGGAGAACCCGAGCCUCGGCCGGGUUCCGGGGCGGCCCGCGGAGCGCCUGGUCCAGUCAUGGCAGACUACUGGAAGUCACAACCAAAGAAAUUCUGUGAUUACUGCAAGUGUUGGAUCGCAGACAAUAGGCCUUAAAACCAACUUUAGGAAACCAAGAUAUGAAAAAUAGAGGAUGAAUAUUUGCUUUACGAAGUCACACUUUAAAGAGGAAUUCACAGCAGUACUUUAGAGUAACUCAGCAAGUGCAUUAGAGCAUUGAAUUUCAUGAAAGAGGAAAGAAUCAUAAAGAAAAUGUGGCGAAGAGGAUCAGUGAGAUUAAACAGAAAAGCCUGGAUAAGGCGAAGGAGGAAGAAAAGGCAUCAAAGGAGUUUGCGGCAAUGGAGGCAGCUGCCCUGAAAGCAUACCAGGAGGAUUUGAAGAGGCUCGGCCUAGAGUCAGAGAUCUCAGAGCCAAGCGUGUCACCAGUUACCAGCACUGUCCCACCCACCUCUGCAUCAAAUCAGCAGAAAGAAAAGAAGAAAAAGAAAAAAGACCCUUCAAAGGGCAGAUGGGUAGAAGGCAUAACCUCUGAGGGUCACCAUUACUAUUAUGAUCUUAUCACAGGAGCAUCUCAGUGGGAGAAACCUGAAGGAUUUCAAGGGAACUUAAAAAAGGCAACAGGGAAGACUGUGUGGAUAGAAGGAUUAAGUGAAGAUGGCUAUACCUAUUAUUAUAAUACUGAAACAGGGGAAUCCAGAUGGGAAAAACCUGAUGAUUUCAUUCCACACUCCGGUGAUCUGCCUUCUAGUAAAGUCAAUGAAAAGUCACUUGGCACCCUAGAAGAGUCCAAAUCAUCAGAUUCACAUAGUGAGUCUGAUGGCGAACAGGAAGCAGGAAAGGAGAAAAAAAAAGAAGAGAUCCCAACAGAAACACAAAAGCUAAUAAUAAAGUUUAAGGAAAAAAAUAAAAAUAGUAAUAAAAGAACUGAACCAGAAACACAGAAAGAAAAAAAUACCCAAGGGAAGAAUUCAUCAGGUCCAAGUGAAGAAAAACCCAAAGAAAAAAAUACCCAAGGGAAGAAUUCAUCAGGUCCAAAUGAAGAAAAACCCAAAGCUCAUAAAAAACCAAACCCAUAUGGAGAAUGGCAGGAAAUUAAACCAGAAGUUGAGUCCCAUGAGGAGGUAGAUUUGGAACUUCCAAGCACUGAAAAUGAAUAUGUAUCAACUUCGGAGGCUGAUGCUGCUGGGGAACCCCAACUGGUUUUUAAAGAAAAAACAGUAACUUCUCUUGGAGUCGUGGCAGACGGAGUGGCCCCAGUCUUCAAAAAGAGAAGAAUUGAAAAUGGAAAGUCUAGAAAUUUAAGGCAACGAGGUGAUGAUCAAUAAUUAUAAGAAAGCUUUUAAUGUGUGCUUUUUGGACAUAAUGGAGACUGUACAUCUUUAAAAGCUCCUCUGUGUUUGUUUUACAUUAUUUAAGUGAUAAAAAUUUAGACUUACUCUGAAUGUAUUUUAUGUGAAUUUAAAAUAAAUCUUUUUUCAUGUGAAA
This is a messenger RNA of Cervus elaphus (red deer), 1696 nucleotides long. It is a transcript of the gene WBP4, whose product is annotated as WW domain binding protein 4. Gene Ontology annotation, cellular component: precatalytic spliceosome; nucleus. The record is from RefSeq and is a predicted model, not a curated record. The coding region runs from base 550 to 1536 and encodes 328 amino acids. NCBI's taxonomy places the organism in Eukaryota, Metazoa, Chordata, Mammalia, Artiodactyla, Cervidae. Gene Ontology annotation, molecular function: RNA binding; protein binding; zinc ion binding. Gene Ontology annotation, biological process: mRNA splicing, via spliceosome. The transcript has 11 exons.